CGGCCCGCAGGUCGGAGCAGCGCCGAGCCGCCGGGAGCCGGCGGUGCAGCGAGGGUCCACGCUUGUGAUGCUCAAUGGAGAGUGAAAGCACAGAUUCAUGAUGAAAACCAGCCCCCGUCGGCCAUUGAUUCUCAAAAGACGGAGGCUGCCCCUUCCUGUUCAAAAUGCCCCAGGUGACACAGCAGAGGAGGAGCCGAAGGGGGCCCCUGCCCAACAAGAGCCUGCUCAAGCGCAGGCCCCCAAGGAGGUGGCGCAGCCCAACCCAUGCAAGUUUCCAGCUGGGAUCAAGAUCCUGAACCACCCGACUAUGCCCAACACCCAAGUGGUGGUCGUCCCCAACAACGCCAACAUCCAGAGCAUCAUCACAGCACUGACCGCCAAAGGGAAGGAGAGCGGCAGCAGCGGGCCCAACAAAUUCAUCCUCAUCAGCUGUGGGGGAGCCCCCACUCCCCCUCCAGGACCCCAGCCUCAAGCCCAAACCAGCAAGGACCCCAAGAGGAUGGAAGUGAUCACCGAGACCCUGGGACCAAAGUCCGCAGCUGGGGAUGAGAAUCUUCCAAGACCAGCGGGAGCCCUUCCUGGGCAGAGAUGGAAGAACUGUGCUGGCGGUGAGGCAGCCAGCUGCCCCCUGGACAACAGCUUGACCAACAUCCAGUGGCUUGGAAAGAUGACUUCUGACGGGCUGGCCUCCUGCAGCAUCAAGCAAGAGGUGGAAGAAAAGGAGAAUCGUCACCUGGAGCAGAGUCAGGCCAAGAGCCCACAGGUGGAGAGGCCCCCCGGAGCGUCGGCAGCCUGGCCAGACUCCGCGUCCGAGCGCCCCCCAUACUCCUACAUGGCCAUGAUACAGUUCGCCAUCAAUAGCACAGAGAGGAAGCGCAUGACCCUAAAAGACAUCUACACUUGGAUCGAGGACCACUUCCCCUAUUUCAAGCACAUCGCCAAGCCAGGCUGGAAGAACUCCAUCCGCCACAACCUCUCUCUCCAUGACAUGUUCGUCCGCGAGACGUCUGCCAACGGCAAGGUCUCCUUCUGGACCAUUCACCCCAGUGCCAAUCGCUACCUGACACUGGACCAGGUGUUUAAGCCACUGGACCCAGGGUCUGCACACUCGCCCGAGCACUCGGAAUCACAGCAGAAACGGCCAAACCCUGAUCUCCGCCGGAACGUGGCCAUCAAAACCGAGCUCCCCCUGGGUGCACGGCGGAAGAUGAAGCCUCUACUGCCGCGGGUCAGCUCAUACCUGGUGCCCAUCCAGUUCCCCGCGAACCCGUCGCUGGUGCUGCAGCCCUCAGUCAAGGUGCCCUUGCCCCUGGCGGCCUCGCUCAUGAGCUCAGAGCUUGCCCGCCACAGCAAGCGAGUCCGCAUCGCCCCCAAGGUGCUGCUAGCGGACGAGGGGGCGGCCCCUCUGCCCACAGCAGGACCGGUGACGGAAGAGAAGCUGCUCCUCACAGAAGGACUGUCGCCUCUGCUUCCUGUCCCUUCCAUCAAGGAGGAAGACGUCCAGCCUGGGGAGGAGACGCCACAUCUAGGGAGGCCCAUCAAGGUCGAGAGCCCGCCCCUGGAAGAGUGGCCUUCACCCUGCCCAUCGGUCAAGGAGGAGUCCUCCCACUCCUGGGAGGACUCGUCCUGCUCCCCAACCCCCAGGCCCAAGAAGGCCUCCAGCACUGGGUCCAGGUCCCCCGCCCGCCGUGUCUCUGACCUGCUGGUGAUCAAACGCAGGGAGGGGCGGGAGAUGAGCCGGUCUCGGAGGAAACAGCACCUCAUGCCACCCCGCCUGGACGAGCCCGAGCUGCUCCUCUCUGAGGGCCCAGGGGCUCCCCAACCAGCCCUGGCAGGGCCCCCGCAGCCUACCUGCCAGCUCGGCUCUCACCCAGAGGACGGAGGCCCCUUUAAGACACCCAUUAAGGAGAUGCUGCCCACCUCCUCCACCCCCAGCAAAUCUGCCCUCCCCAUGACCCCUGAGUCCUGGAGGCUCACACCCCCAGCCAAAGUGGGGGGGCUCGACUUCAGCCCCGUACGAAUCCCCCAAGGUGCCUUUGGCCCCUUGCCGGACUCCCUGGAGCUCGCGGAUCUCAGUGCCACUCCGCUGAAAAGCAUCCCCCUCUUUGACUCCCCCCGAGAGCUCCUCAAUUCCGAACCCUUUGACCUCGCCACUGACCCCUUCAGCAGCUGCCCACCCUCUGACAUGGAGGUCCCCAAGCCGGGUUCCCCCGAGCCACAGGUGGCCAGCCUAUCGGCCAACCGCUCUCUGACCGAGGGCCUGAUCCUGGACACGAUGAACGACAGCCUCAGCAAAAUCCUGCUGGACAUCAGCUUCCCCGGUCUGGAGGAGGACCUGCUGGGCCCUGGCAGUGUUAGCUGGACUCAGUGCAUUCCUGACCUGCGGUAGAGGCAGGGCUCCUGCCUGUCCCUCAAGCCAUCUGCUUGCCCUCCAGGCGCUUGGGGGCCGGCCUUCCAAGUCCUCUGCGAGGACAGUAGGCGGGGGCCGUCCGCUCGCCCAGCGCCCCACUCCCCGGACUGGUGAUGCUACAGCAGGCGCCCUGUCUGAGCCACCCUUGGGCCUUCUGCAAGCAGCAAGGUCCUGGGGCCUGGUAUCUGUGCCCCCAACUCCCUAUCAGGAUCUGAGAGUGGGAACAGCAGAAACAAGGGUGAGAAGGGAGGAGGGGCCCCCAGACUGUUGGCAUCUGUGCCCGACAACGCCCCCCCCCCGACCUUCCCUGCUCAAUGCAAGGUGGCCCUUGUAAAUAGUGUAUAUGCUCCAAAUUAUCCUCUAAUUAUAAACAUAAGCCUAUCUUCUUAGAUCAUUAUCUGGAGACUGCCAGAAGAGGGGUAGGAUGAUGGGGUGGGGGUUCCAGUUUGCUUCUGUUCCUUGCUUUUGGCUCCUGGAGGUGGGAGGGCUACAGUGCACGGUUCCUUCAGGGCCCCUCCCUCAAGAGUUCCUCACGGCAGGUGCCCAGAGGAGCGGGUCUGCCUGCCAGGGUGCCUCUCACUGCCCUUCCCUCCCACCAGCCCCCAUUUCCAAGUCAGCUUUCCUGCACGAAGAAAUCCUGGUAAAGGGGGCUCUUAUGGGUCGAGAGUUGAGGUGGGGGUGGGAGGUACCUGACCCAGAGUGGCUGCCCCCACGUGCCCAAGAGACUUUUCUCUGAUGAGGAGCCUAAUCAUGCCAGAGAGACCCGACAGGAGAUGGAGGCCAGCCUGCCUGCCCGCGGUACUGGCCUGCCUGCCCGCCCACCUUAGCUGGCACCACCGCCUCAUAGGGAGCCGCCCUGGGUCCCUGCUGACCGCACACACAGGCCCCGGCUCCAGAACACUACUGUAACUACCUACCCAAUAAAGCCCAAGGGCACAUGCUGGUC
Odocoileus virginianus texanus is the source of this 3356-nucleotide messenger RNA. RefSeq names its product forkhead box M1 (gene FOXM1). Gene Ontology annotation, molecular function: DNA-binding transcription factor activity; RNA polymerase II transcription regulatory region sequence-specific DNA binding. Gene Ontology annotation, biological process: regulation of cell population proliferation; G2/M transition of mitotic cell cycle; regulation of transcription by RNA polymerase II. Gene Ontology annotation, cellular component: nucleus. The record is from RefSeq and is a predicted model, not a curated record. Lineage: Eukaryota; Metazoa; Chordata; Mammalia; Artiodactyla; Cervidae.